Aplysia californica (California sea hare) is the source of this 3311-nucleotide messenger RNA. RefSeq lists its product as uncharacterized. The transcript is spliced from 7 exons. The record is from RefSeq and is a predicted model, not a curated record. Lineage: Eukaryota; Metazoa; Mollusca; Gastropoda; Aplysiida; Aplysiidae. Gene Ontology annotation, cellular component: mitochondrion. The coding region runs from base 78 to 623 and encodes 181 amino acids.
ACCUUUAAAAAAAUCAGGAACUUUACUCACCAUCAACACAACAGUUCAGUCAACAGGCCGCCCGUUACAAUUAAACCAUGUCUCUUCCAUUUCUCAGAGUGUGCAACAGAAGCCUUUCUUCUUCUAUUCGAAGAUCGACUCCUGGUGCACCGGCUGUGGAUUCAGUAUUUAAAUCAAGUUCUUACAGUUACAGCUCAUCAGCUCCCAAAGAUACUUCAAAGAGCAAACCUGCUGCCCCUAAAGCAUCUGCAAAACCGAAAAAAGCCGCUGAAUCCACAGUACCUGAGAAGGGAGACACCUACUCUUCUGGGAAGCAAUUCUUUGCCCACAACACUUACAGUUUCUAUGAUAUCGAAUCAAGCAUGGCGAAAGAUCGCAUCCCUCAACCCUCCAGUAACAAGAUGUCAUGGUUCUGUUUGGAUAAACUCAACCCUGGUAAUCCUGAGCGUCCAAGGCAUUUUCUCCCUGAGGAAUAUGGCAAACUCGAGGAAUGGCCAAAUAUGGAUCCUGAAAGUUCUGUAAAAGAGGAAAAACCUCCAAUUCCCAAGGUCAAAGGGAAGUACCGAAUGCCUGAUGGAACAGAGGGCGUGAGUAGCAGCUCAGGUACCAGAAUGCCUCUUUGAUGACUGUCUCAGGAAGAUUCGUCACCCUUUUGGAAAGGCUCUUCAAAUCCAGUAUUUUCAAUCAGAAUAGAUAGACGACUUCCGAGUUGUGAGCGGCACCCCACCAGAGACUACAGAGUAACUAAAUCCAUCUUUCAUAUCACUGUAUGAAUGUUGUUGUAUAUCAGGGUUAACCUUUAACUUUGACUCUUUGUAGAAACAUUGGCCUUUUAGUAACCUUUUGCCCUUAUGAAAGUACAGUAAACCUCACAUUCACCGGCAUUGUUUUCCAUGAAACUUUGUACUGGCCAGACAGAGAAGGACUCCUGUUAACUUCUUGACUACUAACCUUAUAAUACGCUAAGAAAAAUUUCUCAGUGCAAUAGGCGUUGCGGGUGACAUUUUUCAAUCGACUAAUGUUGGCUUAUAAGAGGCGACAGAUAUCAGUAGGUAAAAUUGUAUAUGGUGUAAACAUUGAGACUGAAAUAGCAAACAUUCCGCUUCAAUGCGUUGGCUCUGAUUCGCACUAUGUGUGUUCGAUUGACAAUACUCCUCGCUUUUUUUAUUGGACACAAACCUCAUGUUUCUUAUCAAAAUAUACCAACAGAGAGAGAAGUGAAGAGAUGGCUUCAUCCCCACAGACAAGACUUUGGUAAAACAAGCCAUUGAAGUUAACAACUUGAAAAUACUGAGACUGAACAAACAUUCCAAUUUAAUGCAUGGGCUCAGUCUCUCACAAUGUGUGUACGGAAAGCAACACACCUGGUUUUGUUUUACGAGUCAUAAAGUUUGCGUUUCCAGUCAAAUUGUAUACAUAUCAAAAGAGAGAGAAAUGAAAAGAUGGCUUCAUCCAUUGACAAGACUUGGGUAGAGGGUAGAACAAGCCUUAAUGAAGUAAACAACUUAAAAGUGCUGAGACUGAGCAAGUGUAUCGAUUUUAUGCGUCGGCUGUGACUCUCGCACGAUGUGUGUAUAAAAGACAACACACCGUGCUUUGUUCUAGAUGCUACCAUGUGAGAUUCCUGCACUUAGCAGCCUGAAAAUAGACAAGACGCAAUGGUAAGUGGACACAGAAGAUGAGGAUUUAACUCUCUUCAUUAAAAAACUGUGUUGAAUCGAAGUUAGGAAUGAAACAAAACAUGGAUUUUCAAAGGUGUUCCAGAUACGCCCACAGCAGAUAUAUGGCACUACAGCGAAAUGUAAGGGUGUAUCAGGUAUGGCCACAAAGCAAGGGGUUAAAUAUUUUUGAGAAACCUCUAACCAACUGUUCAAAGGAGCAACUUUGGACCCAACGAAAUAGCUUCCUGAGGAAAAGCGUGUGUUCAGGAGAAGUGAGCAUGCAGUAAAACAUGUGGUGUGCUAAAAAGUUUAUCCCACACGCAUCCCAUGUGGUGAUAAGCCUUGGUGCAUUUUUUUAAAUGUAUGAUUUCCAAUUUAGCUCAAUAUGUACAAAUAAAUUUAUCCUUCAGGUAAGCUCAAUCUGGCCGCAGACCAGACAUGACAGCAAGUAGUGCAGUGGUGAGGAAAGAAAGUGAUAGGGGGUACAUGACAAGCCACUCUCUCACUUUUGUGAUCAUGCCAUACAAUCUUAUUGGCAACAUGUUGAAGUUCGGAAACUAAAUAUUGUGAGAGAAUACACCAACAUAUAAUACAAGCUAGUCAUUUAAAGCUAGCCUCUCUUUUGGCCAGUCUGGUUCUUAGCAUUAGCCAUAGUCUGGGCAAGUUCAUGCGGGCAUGAGAGAAAGUGAAACAACUCUAUUAUUGCUUUUUACACUAAACUACAUCGACGACAGUCAUAAAACAGUAAAAAAAUAAAGCCUACAUUUGCCAAAAAGACUGGUGCAACCUGGCAUGCUUAUGACAGACUUCUCUGUAGUACUAUGGGUCUUGAAUGCACAUGUUUGUCAUACUUUGCUUUUGGAUGUGGGACCAGACAAAUUCGUUGGAUGCGAGGUUCACUGUACAUAUCUUGUAGUGUGCUGUGUAUGUAUAGAUUUGAAACAUAUUAUUAGUAUGAUCUUUUUUCUGAUUACCCUGUAUACACUGCGUAGCAACAGCAUGUUCGAAUCUAAAUUUUAUGCUAAAUUAUGCAAAAAGCUCUUUACCAUUCUGAUGAGUGUUCUGUAAUGAAAGAUGAUGUAUGUUGGAACUGUUUACUUCUGCUGCCUUUUCCAGCAGUGUAAAUACGAUGACAGUGGAUAGACUCAGAUCAACAACAAAAAUUAGUAGUGUCUUCGAAUAGUUUUUACUUGUCCCUUCGCUUACAGAUAUGUUUCCUCUGUUGUCUUUAUAAGAGCCGCAGCACCCCUCUCUAACUAAAGGAUCUGUGGUAUGAAAGAGAGCAUCCUACCAAAAACCAUAUCAUACUGUCACCAGAGGAUUGAACCAAUUUUUCAGAACAGCAGUAAAAAAUUUUUGUCACUUGUCAAUCCCAGCUGCUUGUAUUUGUAUUGUUCACUGAGUCAGCUUUGGACUUGAGACUCCAUAAAAGUAAACAGCAGAUUUUUUCUCUCGACUUGAAGCGGUAACGUUGUUGAAAGAACUUGGCAUGCAAAUAAUUAGAGUGAUUAGCUUUGUUACUUCAGCAGAGAGUUAUUACUCCAGUUGUCUGCGUCAAAUGUUCUGAAGACUAAAACUUAUAAAAAAGACAAAAAAGACCAAAAAAAGAAAAGGCCUGAAAAGAGAUGGUAAUAAACUAAAAAAACGAUC